AUGGCAACACAAAAUUUGCCCUCGGCUAUCGAACAGCCCAUAAUCAAGCGCGAGACCCCAUCGAUUCUACAUGGCCCCGUCGACCCUCCUUUGAGCGACUUCACCCUCGGUGAGCUUCUCGAACUACAGUGCCAGCACAAUGGCGAGGCAGAUUGCAUCAGCAUCCCGUGGACAGGCGCCCGCUGGUCAUACGACGACCUCCGCCGGCAGUCCAGCCUUAUCGCGCGGGCCCUACUCGCCGAAGGGAUCCGACAUGGCGACCGGGUGGCCAUUAUGGCUGGCAAUUGCGAGCAGUAUGCGGCCAUCUUCUUCGCAGUGGUGAGGAUCGGCGGCAUCCUCGUUAUUCUCAAUAACACAUACACACCCUCCGAGGCCAUAUACGGGCUUGAGUUCACCGCGUGCAAGGUCUUCUUCACGACCAAGAAGAUCGGAAGGACAAACAACGAGCCGCUGCUCGCACAGGUAGCGGCCAAGGACAACGCGCCCAAGGUGGUCAUCCUCAGGGGGGAGAGUGAGGGCUACAGGACAUAUGAGGAUAUGAUCCUGCAAGGGAGCAAGCAAGACCCAGCAGAGCUGUACAGUCAGGAGACUAAGGUGUCGACGUACGAUGUGUGUAACCUCCAGUUCACGAGCGGCACGACGGGCAACCCAAAGGCAGCAAUGCUCACCCACCACAAUAUCGUCAACAACUCCCGCUUCAUUGGCGACCGCAUGCGCCUCACCAACUACGAUGUCCUCUGCUGCCCACCGCCGCUGUUCCACUGCUUCGGCCUCGUGCUCGGGCUACUGGCCGUGAUAACCCACGGCGCCAAGAUCGUCUACCCGGCCGAGGUGUUUGACGGCCCAGCAACGAUCCGCGCGAUCCAGGAGGAGCAGUGCACAGCACUACACGGCGUGCCGGCCAUGUUCGACACGCUGCUCGCGCUGCCGGAGGCGGCCUCCCUGGACGCGUCAAAACUAAAACUGCGCACGGGGAUCAUCGCGGGGGCCCCCGUGCCGCGGUACCUGAUGGAGCAGCUGGUGUCGAAGCUGGGCAUGAGCGAGUUCACGUCGUCGUACGGGCUCACCGAGGCCAGCCCGACGUGCUUCAACGCCUUCACCGACGACCCGAUCGGCACGCGCCUCAGCACGGUGGGCACGCUGAUGCCGCACGCGUACGCCAAGAUCGUCGACCGCGACGGGAACACCCUUCCUGUCGGCCAGAGGGGCGAGCUGCUCAUGGGCGGGUACCAGCUGUGCGCGGGCUACUGGAACAACAGCGAGAAGACGGCCGAGGUCAUGACGCGCGACGAGAACGGCAUGCUCUGGCUUCACACGGGCGACGAGGCCGUGUUUGAUGAGCAUGGGUACUGCGGCGAGAACAUCUACCCCCUCGAGAUCGAGGAGCGCCUCAUGGCGCACCCGUCCGUGUCGCUGGCGGUGGUCGUGGGCCUCAAGGACGAGCACUACGGCGAGGUGGUCGGCGCGUUCCUGGACAGCAAGCCCACGGCCAAGGGGGCCGAGUCGCGCCUCACCAAGGCCGAGGUGCGCGACUGGGUCACCAAGCGGCUGGGCAAGCACAAGGCGCCCGCCCACGUCUUCUGGAUGGGCGAGGGCGGCGUGCCGGCCACGGUGCCGCUGACGGGCAGCGGCAAGGUGCGCAAGUUUGAGCUGGCCAAGCUCGGCGAGGAGAUCCUGUCCAAGGGGGUGGGCAAGGAGGCCAAGCUUUGA
Messenger RNA from Diaporthe citri, 1710 nucleotides. RefSeq lists its product as uncharacterized. The record is from RefSeq and is a predicted model, not a curated record. NCBI's taxonomy places the organism in Eukaryota, Fungi, Ascomycota, Sordariomycetes, Diaporthales, Diaporthaceae. Bases 1 to 1710 code for a protein of 569 amino acids. The transcript is spliced from 2 exons. Gene Ontology annotation, molecular function: medium-chain fatty acid-CoA ligase activity. Gene Ontology annotation, biological process: fatty acid metabolic process.